Messenger RNA from Cyprinodon tularosa, 3919 nucleotides. RefSeq names its product copine-3-like. NCBI's taxonomy places the organism in Eukaryota, Metazoa, Chordata, Actinopteri, Cyprinodontiformes, Cyprinodontidae. Bases 134 to 1801 code for a protein of 555 amino acids. Gene Ontology annotation, cellular component: plasma membrane. Gene Ontology annotation, molecular function: receptor tyrosine kinase binding; calcium-dependent phospholipid binding. Gene Ontology annotation, biological process: cellular response to calcium ion; ERBB2 signaling pathway. The transcript is spliced from 16 exons. The record is from RefSeq and is a predicted model, not a curated record.
CGCUAACAGGAAGCAGUAGACGCCUCCCUCCGUCAGCUAGCUAGCAAAGCGCUCUCCGCUACGUUCACGGAGGACUGCCAGCGAUAUAAAGGUUCGUCGAGGUCUCCGUGUCCCCCUCCCCCCUCGGACAGCGAUGGCAUCAGUUGGAGUCCUUCCUCCCGGCCCGGCAAACUGUGUGACCAAGGUGGCGUUGAGCAUCUCCUGUGAUAAUCUGCUGGACAUGGAUGCCUUUUCCAAGUCUGACCCCAUGUGCGUGCUUCGGCUGAACUCCUCAGGGUCUUACUGGCAGGAGAUUGGCCGAACGGAAAAAAUACAAAACUGCCUAAAUCCCAAAUUUUCCAAGAGGAUCGUCCUUGACUACUACUUUGAGAUGGUGCAGAAGCUCAGGUUUGAAUUGUAUGACAUCGACAGUGAGAGCUGCAGUCCAGAAGAGGCCGACUUCCUUGGACAACUGGAGUGCACCUUGGGACAGAUUGUGUCCUCGAGAAAAAUUACAAAGCCGCUUGUAAAGAGAGACAAGACGCCAGCAGGGAAAGGAACAAUAACAAUUUGUGCAGAAGAGAUGACUGACAACAGGGUGGUGGCAUUUGAAGUCUCUGCCAGGAAACUAGACAAGAAGGACUUUUUCGGAAAAUCCGACCCAUUCCUGGAAUUCUACAAGGAGACGGAAACGGGAUGGCAGCUGGCUCAUAGGACAGAGGUCGUGAUGUACAACCUAAACCCGACAUGGAAGCCAUUCAGAAUCCCGAUGCAGGCCCUCUGUGGAGGUGAAAUAGAAAAAUCUAUAAAGGUUGAAUGCUACGACUAUAACAACAGCGGAUCGCAUGAUUUUAUCGGCUCCUUUACCACGACGCUCAGCCACAUACAGCAGGCAUCCCAGUCAUACGCAGCAGAGUAUGAAUGCAUCAACCGCAAGAAGAAGGAGAAGAAGAAGGCUUACAAAAACUCAGGAGUUGUUGUCAUAAAACAAUGCAAGAUUUUGAAGGAGUACACAUUUCUGGAUUACAUCAUGGGCGGCUGUCAGAUCAACUUCACAAUUGCUAUCGAUUUCACGGGCUCUAAUGGGGAUCCCAAGUCACCCCAGUCCCUACACUACAUCAACCCUCAGGGCUACAAUGAGUAUCUGGCAGCCAUCUGGGCUGUUGGUAACGUCAUCCAGGACUAUGAUAGUGACAAGAUGUUCCCUGCCUUUGGUUUUGGUGCCCAGCUCCCUCCAAGUUGGCAGGUCAGCCACGAGUUUCCAAUCAACUUCAACCCUUCAAAUCCAUUCUGUGCAGGCAUAGAGGGGGUGGUCUAUGCCUAUCAGCAGUGUCUGCCUCAGGUGAAGCUUUAUGGUCCAACCAACUUCUCUCCAAUCAUCAACCAUGUCGCCCAAUUUGGCCGAGAAGCCUUACAGCAGCAAACCGCCUCUCAAUACUUCGUCCUAUUGAUCAUCACCGACGGAGUCAUCACCGACAUGGACGAGACGCGGAACGCCAUCGUCAACGCCUCCCGGCUGCCAAUGUCUAUCAUCAUCGUCGGAGUGGGAGGGGCUGACUUCACCGCCAUGGAGUUCCUGGACGGAGACGAUGGGAACCUCCGCUCGGCUACGGGCGAAGCCGCCAUGAGGGACAUCGUGCAGUUUGUGCCGUUCAGGCAGUUCCAGAAUUCUCCUCGGGAAGCUCUUGCUCAGAGUGUCUUGGCAGAAGUCCCAGGUCAGGUGGCAGGCUUCUUGAAAACGAUGAGUCUGAGCCCGCCUUGCGGCGACCUUCCUCCUACCUAUAACGACGUGGCAUCAGCGCCCCCAGCUGAUGCACACUGAGCACCAACCUUUUCCUUCUACAAACGCCAUGACCCUUGAACUUUAAAACCCCUUUGUAAGAUGUUCCAGUCUUUCUAGCAUGUGCUGCGCAGAUCGAAGGACAAGUUAGUUUAGUUAUUUUAAUACUAAACAGCACGUUUUAUACAAUGCUCACAUUUACCAGGUUAAGUUUUAUUAAUAUGAUAUUUUACACAUUACAUAUUAUAUGUGAGGUCUAAAUGAAAAUUAUAAGACAGUCUUUCAGUAAUUCCGAUCUGGUAAAUUAACAGCGUAUACAGCUUUUUUCUAUGUUGCCUGUGUCAGAUCAUCAAUCCAUGUCGUUUUAUGUCUUUCCUACACAUUGAGGUUGUUUUCUAAUAUUUCUACCUCGCAUACAUCAAAUUUCCAUAGUUACCACCAAAGAUCCAUAUACAAUCUAAAUGUAGCACAAUUACCCAAGGUGCUGUGUAAAAAUACAAUUUUAAAAAGUAGAGAUGCACCGGUCCGAUACCUGGAUCAAAUAUCUAAUCUGAUAUUGACUAACUAGCUGAAAUAGAUAACGCCUCUUAUAUUGACUGGUUAGAUCGAUCCGGUAUUCGCUCCGAUAUCGACUAAUUAGAUCCAUCGGAUAUCGGCUCCGAUAUUGAAUAGCUAGAUGGAUAGGAAAUUGGCUCUGCUGUCGACUGAUUAGCUGGACUAGAUGUUGUUGAUUUGAUAUCAGCUUUCCGUGAUCCAAUCAAGUGCACUUUACAUGGAACUGACCUUUCUGUUUGCUGCUUAUUUGUUAACAAAUAAUAUAAUUUAAUUCAACAAUUGAAUUGGAUCGUUAUUGGAUAUUGGCCGAUAUGGUCCAGGUAUUGGUAUUGGAUCAGUUCAGGAUAAAAAAAAAUAUAUAUAUAUUUAUAUAGAACCCAGAUAUUAAAUAAAUGUUAGAAUACUGAAUACAUAUGAAAAAGAACAGAGACAAUAAAAAGAGCAUGGCAACUGCUUUUAAUAGAGACUGAAAAACGGAGCAAAGCUGCAUGUCUAAUAUAUAAAAGGAAUCUUUGGGAGCCUCGACUGAAAAAGCCCAAUUUCUUCCAAGUUUGUUUGAUAAAAGACUAUUUAGGGAUGUAUAAGCCACCAUAUUGAAAUGAAUGAUGUCAUGCACAGGGAGAAAAGAUUUUCUUACAUAAUUCUUUAAAGUUAACUCAAGGCAACCAGGCAGGUUGUGUGACACACUGUUAAACCUAAAGAAAAUUACAAUUUUGCUUACACUUAAAUGUAGAGCCUUCCCAUUCUUAACCUCUUCACAGCAGCUUUAUAUUGCUUGGAUGGAGCAUGUGGAUGUCAGAGGCAGGGCAAGGUGGCACUCUUUUAUACUAAAAGUUACAUUUUGAUGAAAAUACACUCCAAAAGAUAGCAAGUACAACGAUAAAGGACAAGGACAGAAAACUGCUCAGAGGAACCUCACAAGAAAGAUGGGCUGAAGGUGGACAGCAGAUUUUUAUUAACGUUAACACAAAGUUCCUUCUCUCAGAUAGGAACAAAGCCAAUCAACUUCUGCACCUUCUAUCCCAGCCUUAUUGUCCAUAUGACACAUAUAAAUAGAGAAAAGUGUGGUUCACCAACUCAAACUCUACGUUAAGAAUCCCAGCGCUUCCAGAGUCAUUUGCUAAAUGCUUAAAACCAACCUGGAAAACCUCCACAGAACCACCAGUGCCCAACCAAGGAUUCAACUGUUUAACAUUAGUUUUCUCCAUUGUUUUUUGGAAAACAAUUGGAGCUUUGAGAAAGUUUAAAAUGCCAAACAGGUUUACAUCAAAAGUAAGCAGACUAUCACUCCAUUUUUUUUUAAGAUGUUUCUAUACCUGUUCAGGAGUCUUCGCCAAUUCUUUUAGCGUUAAAAUUUCAGCAAACCAACAGGUCAUGGAAGGGACUGUUUUUACUUAAUGAUUUACAACAUAAGUUAACAACAUCAGGGAUCAUACUGGAAGUAGCAGGGACAGAGAUUUAACUCCUUAAAAAUAUGUUUUAGCCAUUUCAGGAAGUAAACAGUGAUGUCUGAAAGCUCAUCAUAUCGCACACAAGUGAAGGUAAAACCAACCAACUUAAUAUUUUUAUAGAAUAUGCUAAAUUAUUGUAGUUUACAUUAAAAAA